This is a messenger RNA of Betta splendens (Siamese fighting fish), 2994 nucleotides long. RefSeq names its product potassium channel tetramerization domain containing 1 (gene kctd1). Gene Ontology annotation, cellular component: nucleus. NCBI's taxonomy places the organism in Eukaryota, Metazoa, Chordata, Actinopteri, Anabantiformes, Osphronemidae. The record is from RefSeq and is a predicted model, not a curated record. Bases 959 to 1987 code for a protein of 342 amino acids. The transcript has 5 exons. Gene Ontology annotation, molecular function: transcription factor binding; transcription corepressor activity. Gene Ontology annotation, biological process: negative regulation of DNA-templated transcription; protein homooligomerization.
GUGGAUGUUUUAAGGCCAGUGGUUGAACUAAUUAAUUUUAAUCAGAAUGUUAUUAAAAAUUGUGGAUUCCCUGCAUUUUUUAUGGAGGAGCAGCCCAGGAGAGUGCUGUGGCAGUACUUUUAACUGCAUUUGGACAUGUUGUGGUCUGGUGUUGUACUCCUCAUGCUAUUUGUGUUGUUUGGUGGGGUUUUUUGUGCACUCCUGGUCAUAGGUGGUGUUUCAGCACAGCACUUAUGAUCCUGACGUUUGUGGGGCACGACGCCAACUACUGAUGAAAACCAUAUUGAGCGUGUCCAUCUUGUCUGAGUGACAGAUGUUAUAGUGGGACAUGAGUUUUCAUUAUUAGUAUUCUGUGGAAAUGAUAAAAAAAGAUUGUCCACCGCAACACCUUUUUAAUUAUUAACCAGGUGCGAAUGAAUGAAACGUGUGAGGGUGAAAAAGGUUAUUAAUAACUGGGUCUCGGUGCCGUUGGUGGGGGAGAGUUGGACCUGCUGAACAAUGGGCAGCGGGAUCAGGACGAGAGGAGCCGUGCGCGCGCACAAACGCCGCUCCGAAAAGGGCAAAGGGCAGCCGUGGGGUCCAGAUGUGAGCGCCGACCCGACUCGCCCGGCAGACGCUCCCACUUUGGUCGGCGGGACUCGUUUAAUUCUGAAAAUGCGACACGCAUACCUGCCGCUGAAGCAGCGACAGCCCAGAAGAGCCGCGGGCGCUACGAUGCUAAUGUUGUCGGGGGCUUUGACUUCUUCCAGCCAUUGCAAAGGAGCCGCUCCGCGUGACAGCCACGGCGCCGCUCUUCCCCCGGUGUUCGCUCGCCGCGCUUUUUUUUUUCACGCCUCUCCACAUUUUUGGCAGGUGCGUUCGGAGAGGGGGGUAAAAAAAAAAAAAAAAAAACAACAACAACAACCCACCACCCCGAGACGACCGCGCUGUGUCUGCUCACCUUAAACUCUGAGCGGUAAUGGACGAAACGGAUAUCAUGGACUUAACGCAUCAGAAGGCGAGGAAGCGGCCGCGUCCAAUCAGUUCCGUGGACGAGUCCGUGCACGCGUCCCUCAAACGGCUGCCGAUGCGAGCGGCGGAGUGCAGGGAGUCCUCGCUGAUGUUCGCGGUGCGAGGAGAGCCGCUCCCCGCAGCGUCGCUCAAGCAAAAUGACCACUCGGUGACUUCCUCUCCGACCACGGUGAUGCCGGCGCAGGAUAAUCGCUCCAGCAUGUCCAGGCCCAUGAUCACUAGGUCACCAGUGUCUCCCUUGAGCAACCAGGGCAUCCCCACGCCUGCUCAGCUCACCAAGUCCAACGCCCCUGUCCACAUCGAUGUUGGGGGACACAUGUACACCAGCAGUCUGGCCACCUUAACAAAAUUCCCAGAGUCUCGAAUCGGUCGUCUCUUUGAUGGCACAGAGCCUAUAGUCCUGGACAGCCUGAAGCAGCACUACUUCAUUGACAGGGAUGGACACAUGUUCCGCUACAUCCUCAACUUCCUCAGGACGUCCAAGCUCCUCAUUCCCGACGACUUCAAAGACUACAGCCUGCUGUACGAGGAGGCGCGGUACUUCCAGCUGCAGCCCAUGCUGGCCGAGCUGGAGCGCUGGCGCCAGGACCAGGAGCUGAGCAGGGUCUCGCGCCCCUGCGAGUGCCUGGUGGUGCGCGUGGCGCCCGACCUGGGCGAGCGGAUCACGCUGAGCGGCGACAAGGCCCUGAUCGAGGACGUGUUCCCGGAGAUCGGCGACGUCAUGUGCAACUCCGUCAACGCCGGCUGGAACCACGACUCCACGCACGUCAUCCGAUUCCCGCUCAAUGGGUACUGCCACCUCAACUCCGUCCAGGUUCUAGAGCGCCUCCAACAACGCGGCUUCGAGAUCGCCGGCUCCUGCGGCGGCGGCGUGGACUCAUCCCAAUUUAGCGAGUACGUCCUGAGGAGGGAACUGAGGAGGACGGGUCAGCGAGGACCCAAUUCGAACAGGAUAAAGCAGGAGCAGCUGGACUAGAAACCUCCUGAGCAGCAGGUGGCGCUAGACUUUUUCUUUUUUUUUGUGGCAGCCAAACGCUUGACGCUGCAGAGCUCUGUGGACUCAAUUUUUUUUGUUCACCUUGUUGAUGUUUUCGUUUCGUUAAACUCCAGAAUCAUCUAGGGAAUAAAAAAAAAGGUCAACAGAGGAUUUUUACCGUACGAAGACACAAGAUAUUUGUUAAGUUUGAGAUUGCAAGGACAUUUGUGAUUGUCUAGCCCCUGAUAAACCAAUUCAAAACGGAUUUAUAUAUGCUGGAUCCCCAAACAAAGUUGGUUUUAAAACUUGGAGCCUACAUUAGGUUACCCACGACUUCUAUUACACCUAUAUAAAUUUAAAAGAAGGCUUUUAUCGCUGAUGUAGUACGUUGCAUAGCUUGUCUCACUAGCAAAUUGGCUGAGUCUGUUUUUAUGCCUCGCUGUAAAAAGGUCACUAAUGUGUUGCUUACAGUUCAGAAUGUCUCAGUUGUCAUGAACAUCUUUUUUUACUACUACUUCAUGUUAAAUAUUGUGAUACCAAUGAAGUGUUAGUUUUUCUUUAUGGAGGUUAUUUUAUUGGAAUAUGCCAUAAAAUAUAGUUGACAUUAGUAUCAUAAUUUAACAUUUAACAAAGACCAAUCUAUAUCCAUGAUUUAGUAAAUUAUGACAUCAUUUCCCUCACUGGGGCAUAUGAACCACUAAACCCCAUGUGCUACUUUGGGAGUUUUUUAAUUGGACCAUUAUAUUCUUCCGAGUCAUGACCUGUAUAGUUUCUCAUUGUAUAUGUGUUUGUGUUUUUUACAUGGAAUAUUUUUAAAGCAAGUCAGACAUGGCUGAACAGAUUAAAACCAUAUUGUGCAACCCACUCCAGGAUCGUCUUUACUCGUAGCACAUAUUGAUAUGAAGUUAAACAUGAAGUGUUUCUCAGAUGACUGACCCGCCUACGCUCCCGCGAUUUGAGUUAAGAGGAAUGUAGCGAAACGUGAAAUAAAUCUCAACUGAAGUUGU